AUGGAAAAACGCGAACUUUUGCGUGAGGCUACUAGACGUCCUUUAGAUGAUGCAGCUAAAGAGAGGAGACAGAGAAAAACUCUUAGCUUGUUGGAACAGGAUAAUCACAUUGAAGAACCCCACUCAGAUGUGAAAGGAACGAACAGACCACAAUUUGGAGAUGAGGAUGAAGAUAUUUCAGCCAACAAUAAGCGCCGAAAAAAGAAACGCAUAUCGAAUAUUCGUGCACGCUGUAGGAAAACGUUUGAGAUUUUACUGGAUGAAGAAUAUCAAGCAACGAAAGGAGGAACUACUGGUGCCUGCUAUUUUACGGCUGCCGUUCCUCCGAGCAGGCUACCCAGGAGGAAGUUUUUUUGUGGUCUACCAUACUGCAGUAGGAAGUGUUAUGAAAUACAUUCAGAUACGCGGUGUAUGAAAUGGGUCGCUUAA
Messenger RNA from Schistosoma mattheei, 429 nucleotides. Lineage: Eukaryota; Metazoa; Platyhelminthes; Trematoda; Strigeidida; Schistosomatidae. The record is from the annotation of a GenBank genome assembly.